UGAAUUCCAUCCUAUGUUUUAGAUGAUUCUAAUCUAAAGCUCUUGUUUGGUGAUGUAUCUCUGGUUUUGUUGAAUAUCAUCACGAUGAAAAUGAAGAAACUAAGAACAAAAAUCAAAUAUACUUUUAGGCUCAAAUAAUUAUGAGGAAUCAUUAGUUUGAUUCUAGAUGCAUGCGUAGUCCUCCAUUACCUCGACAGUAAUAAACAGUGUAACCAUAGACAAGUUCAAUAAGCCUUGAAAUUUAAAAUAUAUUAAAAAUAAUCUGCUGGUGAUCACGGAAUCUUUGCAAUAAGAAUAUUGAAGACCUAGUUCUACGUGACAGAUGCUAAAGUAUAAGUAACAUAUCUAUUCAUGUAGUGUAAAAAGAGUAAACACUAUGAUCUAGAAAAUUUAAGAAUCAGCUUCAUGAGAUUGUUUGACUUAUUAAUGUGGAACAAGUUCCAGAAAGAGGGGAAUUGCUAACGGUAGAAUAACGGUAGAAGUCGGAGGAUCGCUGACUCACGAUGGCAACUAGGAAAAAAGUUUUGCUAAAAGUAAUCAUCCUCGGCGAUAGUAGCGUUGGCAAAACGUCGCUCAUGAACCAGUAUGUAAACAAGCGCUUUUCCAACCAAUACAAAGCCACGAUCGGAGCUGAUUUCUUGACAAAAGAAGUGGUGAUUGACGAUCGGGUCGUGACAAUGCAAAUUUGGGAUACUGCAGGUCAGGAACGGUUCCAAUCUCUCGGGGUUGCAUUCUAUCGCGGAGCGGAUUGCUGCGUUCUCGUGUACGACACUACUGCUCCGAAUACAUUUAAAAAUCUCGACUCCUGGCGAGACGAAUUUCUGAUCCAGGCCAGUCCGCGGGAUCCAGACCACUUCCCAUUUGUAGUGCUUGGAAAUAAGAUCGAUCUUGAAAACCGAGCAGUUUCAACGAAGCGAGCCCAGCAAUGGUGUCAAGCAAAGAACGAUAUUCCUUACUUCGAAACGUCAGCCAAAGAAGGCAUUAAUGUAGAUUCUGCUUUCCAAACUAUUGCCAAAAACGCAUUAGCCCAGGACAGUGAGGUUGAGCUCUACAACGAGUUCCCCGAUCAAAUCAAGCUGAAUGCGGAUCGCAACAACCGACCUCGAAACGGUGAUAACUGCUCUUGCUAACUGCUACUAAAUAGGCAAAAUUCAAACAAUUCAGAAUAAAAUCUUUAGUUGCAUAAAACAACAGCACGUUGCGAAAUCGUUAGGGUCGUAGGUACACUCAGACUAGGAAAAAAUGACUCUGCUAUUGAAGAUAAAUUGAACACUUUGAUUCUAAGAAAAACCACAGUUUAAUUAUACGGAAAACAGUAGGAACAGUUUAUAUAAUAAAACUAUUGAACCAGGAAUGAUCAAGCACCGCAUUUGACUCAACCCACUCUGUAACACUUCAAUCAGUUUUUAUGCAGAGCUACGAGAGUUACCUCCCGUUUGCGGCGAUUUGAGCAAAAAUAUUUUCUUUCAAUAUCCUUUAUCACAUGGAAUCAAUGAGCAAAACUUUAUGGAUGUAUAGUAGUCGCUAAGUGGUUCAUAGAUAAGCAUCAGAUGCAGCAGUUAGAAUUGAAAUUAUUGUCUCUUCGCUGUUAACUGAAAUUUAUUUGUUUUAUAGAUAGAUAUUCUGAAAAUGUGAUCAAAGUGCUUCUCAAUUAUUUUGCUCUACUUCAAAUUUCCCCAGUAAUAUUCAGUUUGGUGAACCUUUGCCUGAGUUUCUUUUUCUUUCUCCUUCGUCCAUUUGCAUUGCUUGCUUGAUGCUUAUAAACAAUAUUCAUUCAUGAAAACAAUAUGAUAUGCUAUAUAGAUUACGGUGAGUCCAGAUAAAAUAUGAACCAAUCACCGAUGGUAGACGAAUACAAAAGAUCAAUGUUACAUAUAAAUGCAAAAGAUUCAGCGUUUCAUAAAAAAAAAUCAAUUAUUAAAAUCACGCGCUAAUCAAACAUCAUUCAACUAACUUUUUAUGAUGAAUACCAUUAUCAAAAACUGUAAGGAAAAACGUUUAGAAUAAAACAGAGGAAAAAAACUUCUCAUGAAUAGUUGAACAGUUCUUCAUAUGGGUAAACAUUUUAAAUUUACAUAUAUUUUUUGCGAAAGUGAAUAAACAUGAGGUUCAUACACGGAUAGUCUAUUGAUUAAAGAUUGCAAAUUAUUAUUUAAAUAGAUAUAAAGAAUAAUUACGACAUAAUAAAAAUUAUCUAUUAAAA
Molecule: messenger RNA, 2203 nt
Organism: Malaya genurostris
Lineage: Eukaryota; Metazoa; Arthropoda; Insecta; Diptera; Culicidae
Gene: Rab7
Product: ras-related protein rab7
Exons: 5
Coding region: 504-1130 (208 amino acids)
Biological process (GO): phagosome-lysosome fusion; endosome to lysosome transport
Cellular component (GO): late endosome; lysosome; phagocytic vesicle
Molecular function (GO): GTP binding; GTPase activity
Source: RefSeq, a predicted model, not a curated record